Molecule: messenger RNA, 1178 nt
Organism: Tribolium madens (black flour beetle)
Lineage: Eukaryota; Metazoa; Arthropoda; Insecta; Coleoptera; Tenebrionidae
Product: leucine-rich repeat-containing protein 15-like
Exons: 2
Coding region: 38-1018 (326 amino acids)
Molecular function (GO): protein binding
Source: RefSeq, a predicted model, not a curated record
UGGUGUUUUUUAUUCUUAUUACAGUCGCGAUUAAAUUAUGCAAGUUAUUUCAGUGUUAGUUAAGUUAUACAAGAUGUUUCAGAAAAGUACAUAUUUGUUUUUAAUGAUAAUAAACUCAGGAUUAUCAAUUUUAUGGGAUGAAAGUAAUUUUCCUAAAAUUUCCGACAUUGAAUUAACUAAAGAACCACUUCAAAUUAAUGAAACUUACACCCAGGUCAAGCUUGAUAACGUCAAUGGAACUCUCUACGCAACAUCAUUAUCAAAAUUGUCAAAAAUAACAGACCUUCAAAUUUAUACAAAUGGACUAGAAGAUGUGGAAGACGGUGCUUUUUGUUCAUCUCCAAGUUUAAAAAACUUUGAAAUUCUUUUUUACACAAAGGAAAAACCUUUAACUAUUACAAAAAAUAUUUUGAAAAAUUGUGACAAGCUUGAAAAAUUGGAAAUAGUGACAAACACCGACAAUAUGUUGCUACUUGCUCAAGAUGCAUUAGAAAAUUUGCCCAAAUUGAAACAACUUCAAUUAAUGGGUUUCAACUUAACCCAACUCUCAACAAAUUAUUUUCAGAACUUAAAUUUAUUAGAAACAUUAACAAUACGAAGUUGUAAUGUGGAAAAAAUUGACCCAAAUUUUCUCGAUAAUUUUCCAAAUUUGAAAAAAUUUGAAUUCAGUUGGAACCAUAUAACUCAAUUGCCUCCAAAUUUUUUUAAAAAAAGUUCAAAGUUGGAAAAUUUAUAUUUAGAUAGAAAUAAUUUAACAGAUUUGUCUUGGGACGAAUUUGAUGGUUUAACCUCGCUGAAGUAUUUAGAUAUUAGUGCAAACCAAAUUUCAAGUUUUAAUGCUGAAAAAAUUGCAAAAUAUUUGCCGAAUUUGACGGGAUUGUAUUUUACUUUUAAUCCUCUGGAGUGUAACAAGAGAGAAGCUUUCGCUAAUGAACUUAUCAAGAAAUUAAAUCGGACAAUUGAAAUCAGGCAUAAGUUUGAUCCUGGAUUUUUCGAUUCAUGCGAAGUUUUUGAGUAAUUGAUCAUUACAUAAAACAACGUAUUUUUUUUGUAUUUUUGUUUCACAGCAAAAAUUAAGCCUUUUGUAUGUUUUGACACGUGUAACUCACGUCACUUCAAAAUCUCACCUCUUUGAUACAGUGUAUUCUCUGGAAUUGUAAUAAAUUGAAAAAAAAUAA